Molecule: messenger RNA, 809 nt
Organism: Spizellomyces punctatus DAOM BR117
Lineage: Eukaryota; Fungi; Chytridiomycota; Chytridiomycetes; Spizellomycetales; Spizellomycetaceae
Exons: 2
Coding region: 44-646 (200 amino acids)
Biological process (GO): protein import into mitochondrial matrix
Cellular component (GO): PAM complex, Tim23 associated import motor
Source: RefSeq, a predicted model, not a curated record
UCUCUCAUCUUGACCAACUUUCAUCGUUUACAUUAGAUCCACCAUGCUCGGCCUACGCUCAACAUACCAUCUAUCUACCAUCCACCGUACAACCAUCCUCCGCAUGAACCCCCACACAACCCGCCUCGCAUCAUCAUCAUCAAACCCAACACAUGCACAACCAACAAUACCCUGGCGAGAAUACUUUUCCCUCCGCAAGUCCCGCAAAAACUGGGAACGCGCUGGAGCGAUAACAGGAGGGACGGGCGGGUUCUUGGGUGGCGCUUAUUACUUUGGUACUGUAGCGGAAUUUGAUCCUACACAGCAGAUUUUGGGGAUGCAGGAUCCGACGUUGGUUUAUGUUUUGGGGGCUAUGGCUGUUGCUGGGUUGGCGAGUUUUACGGGGAUUGUUGGGGCUGGGCAAUUGUGGAGGUUGUUAAAGAAACGAGAAACCCUCAAAGCGCUAGACUUGCGCGAUCGCGAAUUCUUUCAUCGGAUUCAACGACACCGUCCCAAGGAAAUUGCCUCGGUGGUACCUAUUCCCGGAUCACAGUCGGGAAUGCCAGACUAUUACGGAGAAAAGAUCAAUUCCGUGGCGGAUUACCGCUCUUGGUUAAAGAAACAGCGAAGGUUCCGCAUAACGCACAGUAAGAGGCUGCCGGCGUAAACACGACAAGGAUAGGUGCUCAAGUGUGUAGCGGUAAUGGAAUCAAGGAUGAGAUGACCGGAACUGCCAAGUUUACAGCAACCAGGCGCAGCGGGGAUGGGUGCUAUCACGAAUGAUCGUCGAGCCAAAUAGUAAAAUAUAUUAUAUGUACACAGCUCCCCCA